AUGAAAUUCGGCAUCAACUUAAUUUUCUCGAAGUUGGAUAUCACGAAAAUUAAUUCAACUCAAAUAUCAACAAUAACACAAAUAGUUCCGUUGCGUGUAUCAGUUUUAAAAGACAUCAUUAAUAUUAAGUACGCAUACAGAAAAUUGAUUGAAGCCUGUGAAGAUAUUAGUAACUUUUACGGAGCACCUGUUCUGAUCACAUUUAUAUCUUUGGUUGGAAAAGGAUUAACCAGUACAUAUCUCGGGGUUUUAUUAUUUAUGAAUAUAGAAUUAACACCAGUUCCAUGGUAUCAAACAGGAAUACGCCUCUCAUGGAUAAUGUUACUAUUCAUCAUUUUGACUUCUAAGAUAGCAACGAUAGCAGAACAGGUCAAAAACUAA
Molecule: messenger RNA, 381 nt
Organism: Cotesia congregata
Lineage: Eukaryota; Metazoa; Arthropoda; Insecta; Hymenoptera; Braconidae
Source: the annotation of a GenBank genome assembly